Molecule: messenger RNA, 2064 nt
Organism: Rana temporaria (common frog)
Lineage: Eukaryota; Metazoa; Chordata; Amphibia; Anura; Ranidae
Gene: ENO3
Product: enolase 3
Exons: 12
Coding region: 90-1394 (434 amino acids)
Biological process (GO): glycolytic process
Cellular component (GO): phosphopyruvate hydratase complex
Molecular function (GO): magnesium ion binding; phosphopyruvate hydratase activity
Source: RefSeq, a predicted model, not a curated record
CUUGUUCUAUAUAAAGAGAGGCAAAGUCCCAGCUGAGACUUCACUGCACUGUCCAUCGUCCAGCCAGGAGCCAGGAGGAGCCAGGCAUCAUGUCCAUUCAGAAGAUUCAUGCUCGGGAGAUCCUUGACUCCCGCGGGAAUCCAACCGUAGAGGUAGACCUCUAUACCGGCAAAGGUCUCUUCCGGGCGGCCGUACCCAGCGGAGCCUCCACAGGAAUCUAUGAGGCCCUUGAACUGAGGGAUGGGGACAAGGCUAGAUACCUGGGCAAAGGUGUCCAGAAGGCCGUGGACCAUAUCAACAAGACCAUCGUGCCGGCUCUACUGGAGAAGAAAUUGAGUGUGGUGGAUCAAGAAAAGAUCGACAAACUGAUGCUGGAACUUGAUGGGACAGAGAACAAAUCAAAGUUUGGUGCCAACGCCAUCCUGGGGGUGUCACUGGCUGUGUGCAAGGCCGGAGCUGCUGAGAAGGGUGUUCCACUCUACCGACACAUCGCCGACCUGGCUGGAAAUCCUGAAGUCAUUCUUCCCGUCCCUGCAUUUAAUGUGAUAAAUGGAGGCUCUCAUGCUGGGAACAAGUUGGCCAUGCAGGAAUUCAUGAUCCUGCCAAUCGGAGCCUCUUCCUUCAGGGAGGCCAUGAGAAUCGGUGCAGAGGUCUACCACAACCUGAAAGCCGUCAUCAAGGCCAAGUAUGGAAAGGACGCCACCAAUGUUGGUGAUGAGGGUGGCUUUGCUCCAAAUAUCCUGGAGAACAACGAAGCCCUGGAGCUCCUAAAGGCUGCCAUUGAAAAGGCCGGAUACCCUGAAAAGAUCGUCAUUGGCAUGGACGUGGCUGCAUCAGAAUUCUUCCGUAAAGGGAAAUACGACCUGGACUUCAAGUCCCCAGACGACCCAAACCGCUACAUCACUGGACAACAGCUUGGUGACCUCUACAAAUCCUUCAUCAAGAAUUACCCAGUGGUCUCCAUUGAGGAUCCCUUUGACCAAGAUGACUGGGAUAACUGGAAGAGCUUCCUCUCCACUGUUGAUAUCCAGGUAGUCGGGGAUGAUUUGACUGUGACCAACCCAAAGAGAAUCCAGAAGGCGGUGGAGGUGAAGGCCUGCAACUGUCUUCUUCUGAAAGUCAACCAGAUCGGAUCAGUCUCAGAGUCCAUCCAGGCGUGUAAGCUGGCCCAAUCUAAUGGCUGGGGUGUGAUGGUCAGCCAUCGUUCCGGAGAGACAGAAGAUACUUUCAUCGCUGACCUGGUGGUCGGACUGUGUACAGGACAGAUCAAAACUGGCGCCCCCUGCAGGUCAGAGAGAUUGGCCAAAUACAACCAAUUGAUGAGGAUCGAGGAGGAGUUGGGAGACAAAGCCAAGUUUGCCGGAAAGAACUUCAGGAACCCCAGAGGAAAGUAAACAGAGAACUUCCCCCUGAAUCCAUCACAACACCAUGCCACCGUCCCAGAAUCCUCUCCAUACAGACCUCCCCAGGGGUUCUCCACAAGCCCCACGUCCACCGCUGUGCCAUAAAAUGGAAUCCCUCAGUGGCGGCCCAAAAUGCAUACGGAGCCAGCGGAAUUCUGAUAUUUCAGUUUGGUGACCCAAAUCACUUGGUGGCUUCUUAAAUCUCUCUGAGUGUGAUGUUUAGCCCAACUCCCUCUGGUGUCACCCUCUCCUGAAGGGUUCUCCAUACUGCCCAGGAAACUUUUUUCAUAGCCUUAUGGAAAGUACAGAAGCUCAAAGAACUGCGGUAAAAUGUUACCAUUGUGGGAGGUGCAGAGACACAAACUACGGCACCAUGCUCCCUACUGCAGGGUUCCAGAAAUAGAAGAAGCCAUCCAGUGAUUGUAGUCACCAGUGCCCAUCCAAUACUGAAAUACGACUUGACCUGGCUGGACCUUGCCCAUUGCACUUGGACCUGUCUUCUCCGAUUGUAAAUAUAUCUUCAUGCUAUGGACGAGUGUGCUUUCAAGUUAAGAGAUAAAAUGAAGCACCAGUCUUCAGUCUUCAACGGGCCCCCAAUGCAUUUUAAGGCUUAGCGGUGAGUUUCCAAGUUCAAUUAAAAUAAAGAUGAAAUGUAAAAAUA